Messenger RNA from Brassica oleracea var. oleracea, 652 nucleotides. Its product is annotated as probable WRKY transcription factor 75. NCBI's taxonomy places the organism in Eukaryota, Viridiplantae, Streptophyta, Magnoliopsida, Brassicales, Brassicaceae. Gene Ontology annotation, molecular function: DNA-binding transcription factor activity; sequence-specific DNA binding. Bases 98 to 541 code for a protein of 147 amino acids. The record is from RefSeq and is a predicted model, not a curated record. Gene Ontology annotation, biological process: regulation of DNA-templated transcription. The transcript has 2 exons.
AACACACAAACAAACAAAUCAAAAGAAUCUUCUUCUUAAAAAAAGUCAGGUCGAUCGCUCUUUGUAUUUUUAUAAGAUUCCAGAGUUAAUUGGGAACAUGGAAGGAUAUAAUGAUGGAUCGUUGUAUGCUCCGUUCCUGUCGCUGAAACCACAUCAAAGCCUUUCUAAGUCGGAGUUAGAACAAGGCAGAGAAGAAGCCUCAAAAGUUAGCGAAGGUUCCUCGAGAAGCAGGGAUUUGAAAAAGAAGAAGGGGAAGAAACAAAAGUUUGCGUUUCAGACAAGGAGCCAAGUUGAUAUUCUUGAUGAUGGCUAUCGUUGGAGAAAAUAUGGCCAAAAAGCUGUCAAGAACAACAAGUUCCCUAGGAGUUACUAUAGGUGCACAUAUGGAGGAUGCAAUGUAAAGAAGCAAGUGCAAAGAUUAACAUCGGACCAAGAAGUUGUAGUCACGACCUACGAAGGAGUACACUCGCAUCCCAUCGAAAAAUCUACAGAAAAUUUCGAACAUAUUCUCACCCAAAUGCAAAUCUACUCUUCUUUUUAAUACCUUUUAUAACUUUGGAGCGUGUAUCCUUCUGAGAGCCCAUGUUGUAAAUUAUACAAAUAAAAAGUAUAAUAUUACAAUUUUAUGUAUGUUGGAAAAAAAAAACAAUGG